Molecule: messenger RNA, 1253 nt
Organism: Eucalyptus grandis
Lineage: Eukaryota; Viridiplantae; Streptophyta; Magnoliopsida; Myrtales; Myrtaceae
Product: zinc finger A20 and AN1 domain-containing stress-associated protein 3-like
Exons: 2
Coding region: 445-909 (154 amino acids)
Molecular function (GO): DNA binding; zinc ion binding
Source: RefSeq, a predicted model, not a curated record
CGAAAAAUAGCGCCGUCGAGAACACGUCGUUGGACCGACUCGUGCGGGCGCGACGACGCCGUUCCGCGGGAGCACACGCCGAGACGCGGUCGAUGAUGCGCACGGGCGCGGGCGGGGGACGGGGAGAAAGGGUCCAGAUUGGCGGUGCGACGACGACGACGACGACGACUUGGCGUGGCUUGGACGGCUGCCCGUGUAAUCAAAAAUCCCGAGGUUGAUUGGCCGCCAAUCAACUCCCUCUCUCCCCUCUCCCCACCCAUAUUUAACGCGCCUCCUCGUCUCCCCCAAAAGAGACUCGGCAAGAAAAGGUAAAAAGGAACCGAAGAAAGAAGAGAGAAAUUGUGGAGAGCUCGCGUCGAAGGCGUCCGGAAUCUUCGUCUUCACGCGAUCCCUGACCUUCCUUGAAGAUCCUCGGCUUUCGACGACGACGACGAUCCUCCCGUGAUGGCGGAAGAGCACCACCGACUCCAGGCCCAGCAGCUCUGCGCCAACAACUGCGGCUUCUUCGGCAGCCCCACCACCCAGAACCUCUGCUCCAAAUGCUACCGCGACCUCCAGCUCAAGGAGCACCGCUCCUCCGACGCCAAGCUCGCCCUCAACCAGUCCCUGGCCCCCGCCGCGGCGCCAUCGCCGCAGCCGGCCGCGAUCUCGACGGCCCCGUCCGCGGCCCCUUCGCCGCCGGCCGAGGAGGGGCGCGAGGCCGCCGCUCCGGCCGGGCGGGGCAGGUGCGCCGCGUGCAGGCGGCGCGUGGGGCUCACGGGGUUCAAGUGCCGGUGCGGCGUGACGUUCUGCGGGUCCCACAGGUACCCGGAGCAGCACGCGUGCGGCUUCGACUUCAAGGCGAUGGGGAGGGAGCAGAUCGCGAGGGCCAACCCGGUCGUGGUGGCGGAGAAGCUCGAGAAGAUAUGAAGAGGCGUGUUUCGUGUCUGCAUCGGCCGCCGUCGUCGCCGGACGGCGGCGUCGCGAGGCGGCCGCCGGUGGUGGUUGGGGUGGGGGCGGCGGCGGCGGCGGGGGUUUGUUGACAUUUUGUAUAUUUACGGCGUGCCGAGCUGUCUUCGUUAUAUUCCGAUUAAAGUAAUUGGAAUUGUAGCAUUUGAUUAUUAUUCUCUUUUCCUCUGCUUUUAGGCGUAACCACCUGGAAAAAAAAAAUUAAUAUGAUUUUAAGAUUUUCGAUUGCUUAAUGGAGAAGAAUGUCCACCCUCUGAGCUCCCGGAACGGCUUGAAGCCGUGAACUAAAUUAUUGAUGCCGCAAU